Messenger RNA from Drosophila novamexicana, 1890 nucleotides. RefSeq lists its product as uncharacterized. The coding region runs from base 47 to 1756 and encodes 569 amino acids. Gene Ontology annotation, molecular function: protein binding. The transcript has 8 exons. The record is from RefSeq and is a predicted model, not a curated record. NCBI's taxonomy places the organism in Eukaryota, Metazoa, Arthropoda, Insecta, Diptera, Drosophilidae.
AUAAAAUCUUUAAAACAAAUAAAUAAACGGAAAGAACACAAAUACAAUGGCUUCAAUUAAUUUGACCCCCGUACCGCAGGCAUCUGGCAUUGCAGAAGCUGUACCUGUGUGGCUGAAAAUGGACUGGAGUCCAGAUAUACAACACAAUAUCUUCAGAGACUGGGGCGCAUACUACUUCAGUCGACGCAGAGAGAAUACGGCAAUAUAUUACUAUAACAAGGCAAUGGAACUUGUAAACGAGGAUUAUAUAACGCUCUUUCGACGAAGUCAAGCUCGGCGCCAGGCAGCACAGAUUAAUGGAGCAUUGAGCGAUGCCAGACUGGCUUCAACAAUGGCCAACGUAAAAAUGGGACCAAAUGCGCCCAUUAGGCUACAAAUAUGCGAUGCUCUACUUGAUCUGAACAAUUUUGAACUCAGCGAUAUGAAAUUGCAUGACAAUGCACGACAGUUUGUUGGCGCCAAGUCGAGUCUUUUCCAUAAGCGUCUCUUGGUGGUUGAAGCUAUUAUUAAGGAUGUCACUGGGCGCGCCAUGUCUCUGUUCUUCUUAAAAAACCACAAGCUGGUUCAACAGGCGUGCGAUUUGUACAAAGCUUCUCUUAUUAAAGAUACGCGUCCCAUGUGGAAGAUAUUGCGGGACCAGCAAAAAUGCGAUAUACUUAGCAUACCAGAAAUUAAGGAAGUGCUUUUGUCACCACUGGAAAAAGCGCGCCGAAGACGCGCAUUUAAUGUUAUUCAUCAGACCUAUUUAAAUGACUCCUGGGUUGAUGUUCUUUUUAUGAAAGAGUUACGUAACAAUCCCAAUUUGCUGCUAGAUCAAUGCAAGCGUUCCAAGAGAUUGCUUCAGAUACUGUCCGUUGAGAAAUAUGAUGUUGUCAGACAGUUUAUAAAAAUGAUGUAUUCCCGUAGUCCUUUUUACUAUGUGAAUUACGUAAAGUUUACAAACAAGAAAAUUUUGGAGAAGAAUAAGGAGGCGUAUCUUUUCCGAAUACAAUACCAGACACAUCGCAACAUGAUUGCAGAUCUAAAAGAGAUUCGAAAGCUGCGAAAGGAAAAGGACGUCAAGAGUCUCACGGAGUAUGUUGAGAAAAUUAUGGGCGAUUAUUAUGUGACCAAAACGAAUCGUGUCAUGUGCUGGAAAUUUGAAUUCUUCAAUGAGGUAUACAAUAAUUUAGCUCUGGCUUUAUGUGAACAGUAUCGUGUGCCAAAAAAUUUUCGAUAUAAUUCCACAUCAAUGUAUCGACUGUUGCAUUUGCCGCUGGAUAAAGCCAAAGAACCUGUACCAUUUGUUUUUGGAGACCGUUCGACAUAUCAAGAUGGUAGUUUCAAUGAUCCCACAGCGCUUAGCUCAAGGAAGCUGAUUACGCGCCUGGAAAAGCGCAUACGAUUUGCAAAAUAUUCGAUUGAGAAAUGUUAUCUACUCCAUCAGAUUGCAAGCAUUCAUUUGUCCCAGGGACGAUAUGAUGAAUCCUGUUUAAAUGCUCGCAAGGCUAUCAAAGAAACUCACAACUGCAACAGCUUGAUAUGGAAGUUCCUCAGCGUUAUGCAAAAGGUGAAGGCAUAUUGCAUGCAGAAGAAAGUGGAAAAAACUAAGGACUCCUUGGAGAAGGCUAUACCUUUAGGCGAUACACUGAAGAAUCCACCGCUGGCCAAUUUUUUGGAGGUCUGCUUGGCCUGCAGUUUGGAGGAUACUGCAAUUAAGGCAAGCUUAAUGCCAUCUCAACGCCCGAGCGCGAUGUCAACCUUAACCUCAAACUAAUUUAUAUGUUUGCACAAUUUUCGAUAUUUAUAUAUGAAGUCGUACAUUUCACUUAUGUUAUAACCUUUACACAAUGUGAUUUCCAUUUCGGAAUGCUGCACAACCGAAGUAAAACAUACAUAAAUAUAUGUUCU